Molecule: messenger RNA, 1215 nt
Organism: Carassius carassius (crucian carp)
Lineage: Eukaryota; Metazoa; Chordata; Actinopteri; Cypriniformes; Cyprinidae
Gene: lyset
Product: transmembrane protein 251
Exons: 2
Coding region: 173-601 (142 amino acids)
Source: RefSeq, a predicted model, not a curated record
UUAAUAAUAAAGUCGGCGAAGAUUCACGGGAAACUUCCCGGAUGUUGCUAUUCCAGGAAGUGAGUCCUAUGACAACAAUCCUGUGACAGCGUCGUGUUUGAAUCGAGAAACAAAUUGUCCUGAAAACCGCGCAACAUGGAUUGAUCGUGUGAUCACAAGAAGAGCAUGGAGAAUGAUGAAUUUCCGCCAGCGGAUGGGGUGGAUAGGUGUCGGACUGUACUUGUUGGCUAGUGUCGCUGCCGUGUAUUAUAUAUUUGAGAUCAGCCAAACAUACAACCUACUUGCACUGGCACAAGAACAAAAGGUGGCUGGGGCACAGACAAAAAGGUCAGGAGAUGCUUCUUCCUCUUCCCCAUCUUCAACCUCAUGGAUCGUGACUCUGAAAACGAGACUUCUCCUCCUGCCCUUCUGGGUGUGGGCCACCAUUUUCCUCAUUCCCUACCUCCAGGUGUUCCUCUUUCUUUACUCCUGCACAAGGACGGACCCCAAGACUGUAGGAUACUGUAUUCUACCCAUCUGCCUUGCUGUUCUCUGCAACCGUCAGCAAACCUUCGCCAAGGCCUCCAAUCAGAUCAGCAGACUGCAGCUGAUUGACACUUGAAGUGAGUGUUAAAGAUGAGGAGGAGGUGCCAUACAGUUUGGUGUCUUAGGGGUUGGGCAAUACAAAAGUGCAUUCAUAAAUGAGAAUCUUAUUUUUUUUAAAGACUUGUUUUUUUUUUUGGUGUAGGAAUUAAAAGGGGAAUGUGAUUAGGAUUAAGGUCUUUGUAAUGUGUUUUUUUUCUCUUUGUCAACUAAUUGUUUGAGUUACUUACAGUUCCACACCAGUUUUUAUUGUGUAUUUUUAGCAAAAAAAAAAAAAACUGGACUAUAGGUGAUGUUUCGUACUCUUUCAAGCUGAAUAGCAAAAUUUGUCCACAUUUUAAUUGAAGUAGAUUUAUAACGGGAUCCAGAAAUAUUUUCCAUGUUGGCUCAGCCUUAUGGUACUUUUUUUCUUUUUUAGAAGCUUUGUCUUGAUUUCACUGAAAAAAACUUUUAUAAUUGAAAUAAAAAUUUAUUAAUAAAAUCUAAGUUGCCUAAAUUGAGUCAUUUAAGCCAUUGUCUAAAGAUGUGGAGGAUUUAUAGUGUCACUUUAAUGCUCCAUGAAUUUGUUUUCAACUCCAGCGGACAUUUUAUUAGUGGAAAAUAAGAAAACCGUGGACAGUGGUGCCACAUAUG